This is a messenger RNA of Monopterus albus (swamp eel), 3347 nucleotides long. RefSeq lists its product as uncharacterized. Gene Ontology annotation, biological process: proteolysis; protein desumoylation. Gene Ontology annotation, molecular function: deSUMOylase activity. The coding region runs from base 382 to 2634 and encodes 750 amino acids. Gene Ontology annotation, cellular component: nucleus. The record is from RefSeq and is a predicted model, not a curated record. NCBI's taxonomy places the organism in Eukaryota, Metazoa, Chordata, Actinopteri, Synbranchiformes, Synbranchidae. The transcript is spliced from 10 exons.
UAUCCGUGACGUAAUCAACAAGCGACUACAUCUUGGAUUGAUGUUUCUUCAUAUCGUGCUCAGAAACGGUUUAUUUUACCGACAAGGAGACCAGGGUGGUGGUGUAACUCCAAGCAGAGUCCAGAUACCGCUGAGGAACUCUGCCAGGUUGUAGUCUAAUAUUUUGGUGAUGACCUUUAUUGUGGGAAAAGCUUGAGAACGACAACUUUUGCAUGCAGCAAGGGUACUUUACAGAAGAAUAUCUGAAACAAAGUGUCAGCAGAAAAACUAAAGAAUGAACAAGCCAUAAGUGUAAAAAUCUAGAGGACCAAAGGGGAGGAGAGGACAGGGGGUGAGGAGAGGGGUGUUGGGGAUGGGGUUGAAGAGCCAAAGGAGGACGUCAUGGUUCACAGCGGCUCUGCUUCCCCAAUGAAAACAACACUGUCAGCAUCACCUCAUUUAACUCUUCCUGCUACAGCACCGCCUCGGCAAGUAGCACCUCCACUGGUGCCUCCCCUGGGAGAUACUACUGGUCAGGACCAGACCCCUGCAAAACUUCUCACCACAGACUUGACUUCCAACUCUAACUCAGCGCAUCCUUCUACUCCAUCUCUUGCUGAUGCAGAAGCUCACGUUGUAACCCUAGCAAAAGCACUUACAACAAACUCGGGCCCAGCAUCAGCCCGGUCCUCUACGCAGACACCAAUCCCUACUCAUGUCCAGUUCAAUGGCCGUACAUCAAGCAGGAAGAGGACUCCCAAGGCCUGCGACUGCUGUGGACCCAACAGUACAGGGCACAAUGUCAGAACCUCAGGCAGAGGAAGGGGGAGAGGGAGAGGUAGGGGGGCUGGCGGUCACUUUGGGGACACCCCAAAAAGAAGACUGGGGGGCCAGCUGACACGUAUCAGGAGCUUUGACCUGACCAAGGAGAUAGCAGAGGAUGAAGAUGACACCUCUGAGAAGAUGCAAAAGACUGUAGUAGUGGCUGAUACUCAGUCACGAACCCCUGUUUCCCGAGUGGUCACAUCACUGCAGGGUGGACUGUUACCGAACUGUGGUGCUCUAGACAAAGGGGAUAUACAGAAAAAUGAAGACGCAUUGAUAGGGGGGUCAGGGGUUGCUGGUGCAGUAGUGAAAGGAGCUGGAAAUAGCAUGGAUGUGGAGAUGAGGUUGUCAGGAAUGGCAGGCAGGGGAGCAUUAGUGGUUAGAAGGAGAGGGAGGGGAGUGAGGAGAGCUACGAUCGCAUCAAAAAUGAAAGUAGAAGGUGAUAUAACGGGGGGGGAUGGAGGUGGUGUUAUCAGCUCUGAAAAUGAUGCCGUAGCUCGAUCACAGGUAGCGCAGAAGCAGGAGGAGAGUAGAAAUGCACAGAUGGAUCAUGGAGAGCAAACGGAUUCCAUCAUGGUCAGAUCUCCGUUUGGAAAUGGAGACACGGUAGACCUAUCAGACACUGAACCUGAAGGAGAGGCAAAGGAGGACAACAUUAUCAUGUGUGAAACAGGAAAUGAACUACUAUCCAUCUCACAACAGUUAGGUCCUGCUUCAAGGUCAGAAACUCUCCAGGACCCUGACUCUGAGAUGCAGGAGGACCAAAUCCCUGACACAGCAGACCAAGCUUCUUUACCAGUAACUCUGCCCAAUGGAAACAUCACCACACCAACAGACCAUAACCGCAGCUCCACGCCCAUGGAAGUGGGAACUUCUCAUCCAUCCAUGGUCUCUCCUCCAAACCAGUGUCCUAUUACAGUGUGCAGCUUGCAGCACCACUGGGCAUUAAGAGACCACAUGCUAUACUGUCACAUCGGAACCUGGAAGGAAGACAUGUCAGGUAAGGAUCAGUCAGAAGACACCAAGACGGAUGGAAAGACUCACAGUGUAGAGAGCCUGGAGCAGCUCACUGAUUUGGUCCACGGUAAGUUGUUUUGGGAGCAUACACCUCUCAGUGAGACGGAUGUCCUAGAAUAUCUGAGGAACAAAGGCAACUCUGACCUCAGCAACAGGGGGCUUGACAUUAAAGGGGAGAUGACUCGGUACAGGGCAGGGCUGGCCUCUGCUCCUAUCGCAGGCUUCAUGGUGAUGUAUAACAAACACACCCUGAGCUUGGAGGACCUCGGGACACUGGAAGAGCAGAACUGGCUUAAUGACCAGAUUAUCAACAUGUAUGGAGAGCUCAUUAUGGAAGCAACACAGCACAAGGUUCAUUUUUUCAACAGCUUUUUCCACAAGCAGCUGGUUGCCAAGGGCUAUGAUGGUGUGAAGAGAUGGACGAAAAAAGUAGACCUGUUCUCCAAGUGGUUGUUACUAAUUCCCAUCCAUUUGGAAAUCCACUGGUCUCUCGUCACGGUCACCAUGGCAACCAAAACCAUCAGCUAUUAUGACAGCCAAGGGAUUGUUUUUAGACACACCACAGAUAACAUCAUGAAAUACCUUCAGUCUGAAGCUAGAGAGAAGAAACAGACGGCUUUCCAGAAAGGUUGGAAGAUUACUAUCAUCAAGGGUAUUCCACAGCAGAAAAAUGACAGCGACUGUGGAGUGUUUGUCCUUGAGUACUGCCGCCGUCUCUCCAUAAAGCAGCCUCUGCAAUUCACUCAGGAGGACAUGCCUCACAUCCGCAAGAGAAUCUAUAAGGAGCUGUGUGACUGUCGCCUUAACGAUUGAACAACUCAGUAUUGGCCUCCUUUGCUCAUGAACUGUUUGCCUAGUUACAUGGGAUGGUCUCACUCAGUCAGACGGCCUGUUUCACUGGCCGCCUGUUACAUAAGCUAACACAACAUGGCUAUCUAUAUUCCGAGGAGCCUGAACUGCCAGUCUGCCUGUAUGACAGACAGCAGAGCGGCUGUCAUGUGGGACUUUUUGUGACCUCAGUAAGAGUCUGUAGCUGAGCAGGUUUUUACUUGCAAAGUUUCAAAGAACUACUGAUGUGGCCCCCUACUGACCCUUGAAUGCUGGACUUGUACCCUUUGUGUUCUGCAAUUACCAUCUCCACUGGAUUUUAACCGAAUGGCCAAACAGUCACCGUUAAGAACACAGCAGGGAGCUUGGACCUUGGACCUUGACUGAGGACACAGGUGUCAGACCAGCCUGAACCGAUGGGCUGGACUUUCCCCUCCCCGAUGGAGUGGCCUUAAAUCCCGGACGGCCAUUUUGAACUGAGUGACAUUUUUAACAGUUAAUUUGAUGCUGGUCUCAGCAGCAGUAAUACGCUUAUAGUUCUGUGUUUUGUAACAUGUUAUUAAAACUAGGAUGUGAGAUCCAGUGGACCAACUGGUCACUUAAAACUUGAAGGUUUGAGUUGGUUUCCUUCUCUCGGACUACAGAUAUUUGCACGGUCAGAGGCCAAUUUACUGAAGAGUCUAGAAUAGCCUUUGAAU